Molecule: messenger RNA, 210 nt
Organism: Prunus armeniaca (apricot)
Lineage: Eukaryota; Viridiplantae; Streptophyta; Magnoliopsida; Rosales; Rosaceae
Source: the annotation of a GenBank genome assembly
AUGCCCAGGUCCACUGCGAGUCGGUGCGUCCAUUUGACCGCCUCAGCCGGUUUCGCUGUCGACACUCCUCCAGUUCCACCGCAAAAAGAGGAGCCUGACCUGGGCACUGCAGGCCCGUACGGUCCAACUUCUUACACGUGGAGGUUGCACCGACAACUAAUCUACGGAGUCAAAACGCGGCCGUAUCGCACAUUAUCCCAUGAGAGCUAA